Oryza brachyantha (malo sina) is the source of this 954-nucleotide messenger RNA. Its product is annotated as protein REVEILLE 3-like. Gene Ontology annotation, molecular function: DNA binding. Bases 67 to 657 code for a protein of 196 amino acids. The transcript has 6 exons. The record is from RefSeq and is a predicted model, not a curated record. NCBI's taxonomy places the organism in Eukaryota, Viridiplantae, Streptophyta, Magnoliopsida, Poales, Poaceae.
AGCCAUUUCUGAUCUGUUGUGACACUUCUCAGUUGGAGCAGAUCGAUCAACGGUUGAAGUAGAGAGAUGGCGGCAAUGGCGGCGCCGGUGGCGGGGAAGAAGGCGAGGAAGCCGUACACGAUCACGAGGCCGCGGGAGAGGUGGUCCGGCGAGGAGCACGACCGCUUUCUCCACGCCCUGAUGCUGUUCGGCCGUGACUGGAAGAGGAUCGAAGGGUUCGUCGCCACCAAGACGGCCAUCCAGAUACGCAGCCAUGCCCAGAAGCACUUCUUGAAGGCCCGCAAGUUCGGCCUCGCCGGCGGCCUCCCGCCGCCGCUUCACCCUCGCCGCGCCACGCCGCCGGCGUGCUAUGCCUACUCACCUGAAGAUUCUUUCCGGCCAUUGAUUCAAAGCAAUGAUGAUGAUUGCUCAUUCAUCGAGACGACUAACUGCAUCGGAUCAACUGAAUCAAGGUCAUCGGAUGAAGCAAUUCUGCUCCCAGUUUCUCCUGAUGAUCUGGGAUUCGCUCAGGUGUACAAGUUCGUCGGCGACGUGUUCGGCUCCGGCGAGCCGCGGCCGGUGGAGGCGCACCUGCGGAGGCUGCACGGCAUGGAUCCUGCCAUCUCGGAGACGAUUCUGCUGGUGCUCAGGAAUCUCGCAGCUAAUCUAUGUGCUUAAACAAGGCAUGGCUUACUGUCAGAACCAUAGAGUCAGAGUGGAAUGCGGCAUCAAGCAACAUUUUCCGUCAUUUUUUUUUUUGCUUUCAUGCAUUGCAUGAUUGCAUCAGAAGAUUAUAGCAUAGAUUGUACAUAUAGUGAUUUAGCCCUCUUUUGUCCUUUUUUUUUUGGCUUUCAUGCUUUGCAUGACUCCAUCAGAUGAUCACAUAAAUUGUACAUAAAGUGAUAUAUCGGUCUUGGAAGGGUGUAGAUUACUUUGUUUGAUUUUUUAAAAGUUAGUAGAAGGAACAAAUUUUGU